Molecule: messenger RNA, 5867 nt
Organism: Hippopotamus amphibius kiboko
Lineage: Eukaryota; Metazoa; Chordata; Mammalia; Artiodactyla; Hippopotamidae
Product: TRPM8 channel-associated factor 1
Exons: 9
Coding region: 148-2913 (921 amino acids)
Biological process (GO): positive regulation of anion channel activity
Source: RefSeq, a predicted model, not a curated record
CCACCCGCAUUAUCCACCACCAUCUCUACCAAUUUUCACAUCCAGGGCUGUGUGCACCCUCUCCGUGUCACAUCUCUGUACAGGAGUCCCUUCCGCCUCUGAAGUAGCGGGUGCGGAUAUUGCUGGACGACGGAAGCCGAUCCAGCCAUGGCAACUCCGUCUGCUGCCUUUGAGGCCCUUAUGAGUGGAGUGACAAGCUGGGAUGUCCCGGAAGAUGCCAUCCCGUGUGAACUGCUUCUGAUUGGAGAGGCCUCCUUCCCGGUGAUGGUGAAUGACAUGGGCCAAGUCCUCAUUGCUGCCUCCUCUUAUGGCCGAGGCCGCCUGGUGGUGGUGUCCCACGAGGACUACUUGGUGGAGGCCCAGCUCACUCCAUUUCUCCUCAAUGCAGUGGGUUGGCUUUGCUCUUCCCCUGGGGCCCCUGUUGGUGUACACCCAUCCCUGGCUCCUCUAGCCAAAAUCCUUGAGGGCUCUGGUGUGGAGGCAAAGGUUGAGCCAGAAGUGAAAGACUCCCUGGGGGUUUACUGUAUCGAUGCCUACAAUGAAACCAUGACUGAAAAGUUGGUCAAGUUCAUGAAACGUGGAGGGGGCUUGCUCAUUGGAGGCCAAGCCUGGGAUUGGGCCAACCAGGGCGACGAUGAAAGAGUUCUGUUCACGUUUCCUGGGAACCUCGUGACCAGCGUGGCCGGCGUAUACUUCACCGACAAUAAAGGGGACACGAGUUUCUUUAAAGUCUCUAAGAAGAUGCCCAAGAUCCCAGUCUUAGUUAGUUGUGAAGAUGACCUCUCCGAGGACAGAGAUGAGCUCCUGCACGGGAUCUCUGAGCUGGACAUCAGCAACUCGGACUGUUUCCCGUCCCAGCUGCUAGUGCACGGGGCUUUAGCCUUUCCCCUGGGGCUAGAUUCCUACCACGGCUGUGUCAUAGCGGCUGCCCGCUACGGCCGGGGCCGGGUGGUCGUGACCGGCCACAAGGUCCUAUUCACCGUUGGGAAACUGGGCCCCUUUCUGCUCAAUGCUGUCCGCUGGCUGGACGCAGGUCGCAGAGGCAAGAUCGUGGUGCAGACAGAACUGAGGACUCUGAGCGGGCUGCUUGCGGUGGGGGGCAUAGACACCAGCAUUGAGCCCAAUCUGACCAGUGAUGCCAGCGUCUAUUGCUUUGAGCCCGUGAGUGAUGUGGGGGUCAAGGAGCUGCAGGAGUUUGUAGCAGAGGGCGGGGGCCUGUUUGUUGGAGCCCAGGCCUGGUGGUGGGCCUUCAAGAACCCAGGAGUGUCCCCUUUGGCUCGGUUCCCAGGAAACCUCCUCCUCAAUCCCUUUGGCAUUAGCAUCACCAGCCAGAGCCUCAACCCCGGGCCCUUUCGUACUCCUAAGGCAGGGAUAAGGACCUAUCACUUCCGUUCCACCCUGGCCGAGUUCCAGGUUAUAAUGGGCAGAAAGAGAGGGAACGUGGAAAAAGGCUGGUUGGCAAAGCUGGGACCGGACGGCGCAGCUUUCCUGCAGAUCCCGGCAGAAGAGAUCCCCGCCUACAUGUCGGUGCAUCGGCUCCUGAGGAAGCUGCUAAGUCGCUAUCGGCUCCCAGUAGCGACCCGAGAGAACCCUGUCAUCAACGACUGCUGCAGGGGAGCCAUGCUCUCCCUGGCCACUGGGCUGGCCCACUCGGGAAGCGACCUCUCUCUGUUAGUCCCAGAAAUUGAAGACAUGUACAGCAGCCCCUACCUGCGCCCCUCGGAAUCUCCUAUCACUGUUGAGGUCAACUGCAACAAUCCAGGCACCAGGUAUUGCUGGAUGAGCACCGGGCUCUACAUACCCGGGAGGCAAAUUAUAGAGGUCUCAAUGCCUGAAGCUGCUGCCUCUGCUGACCUGAAGGUACAGAUUGGCUGCCACACCGAUGACCUGACCAGGGCCAGCAAGCUGUUCCGAGGUCCCCUUGUGAUUAACCGCUGCUGCCUGGACAAGCCCACAAAGUCGAUCACCUGCCUCUGGGGGGGCCUCCUGUACAUCAUCGUGCCUCAGAGCAGCAAGCUGGGCUCUGUGCCCAUCACGGUUAAGGGCGCCGUGCAUGCUCCCUACUACAAGCUAGGGGAGACAUCCCAGGAGGAGUGGAAGAGGCGUAUCCAGGAGAAUCCAGGUCCCUGGGGAGAGCUGGCUACGGACAACAUCAUCUUGACUGUGCCCACUGCAAAUCUUCGCACUCUGGAGAACCCUGAGCCACUGCUUCACCUCUGGAACGAGGUGAUGCAGGCCGUCGCCCGGCUGGGGGCUGAGCCCUUCCCCCUGCGUCUGCCUCAGAGGAUCGUUGCCGACGUGCAGAUCUCAGUUGGUUGGAUGCACGCAGGCUACCCCAUCAUGUGUCACCUGGAGUCGGUGCAGGAGCUCAUCAAUGAGAAACUCAUCCGAACCAAAGGGCUGUGGGGCCCUGUGCACGAGCUGGGACGCAACCAGCAGCGGCAGGAGUGGGAGUUCCCCCCCCACACCACCGAGGCCACCUGCAACCUGUGGUGUGUCUACGUGCACGAGACGGUCCUGGGCAUCCCUCGAGGACGCGCCAAUAUUGCUCUGUGGCCCCCGGUUCGGGAGAAGAGAGUCAGAAUCUACCUGGGCAAGGGUCCCAACGUGAAAAACUGGAACGCAUGGACGGCCCUGGAAACGUACUUACAGCUCCAGGAGGCCUUUGGGUGGGAGCCAUUCAUCCGUCUCUUCACUGAGUACAGGAACCAGACCAACUUGCCCACAGACAAUGUCGACAAAAUGAAUCUGUGGGUGAAGAUGUUCUCCCACCAAGUGCAGAAGAAUCUGGCUCCGUUCUUUGAGGCCUGGGCCUGGCCGAUCCAGAAGGAAGUGGCAACCAGCUUGGCCUAUCUGCCUGAAUGGAAGGAAAAUAUUAUGAAAUUGUACCUCCUCACACAGAUGCCCCACUGAAACCGAAGUCAAGAAACGUAAAAGAGAAUUGACACAUCUCAGCAAAGAAAACUGAAGGAAUUUGGUUGUAAGUGAAGAAGAUCUCAACACAUUUCUGGAAGAGAGAAAGUGGAAGAAGCGGUAAUGAAAGAGCGCAUCUCCUUUCAGACAGAAUAUAAGCUGAUAAGAACACAUCACCCCAAGGAGACCUGGGCACCUGAAAAGUCUAUCUACUAAAGAAUUAUGUCAGUUGUGAAAUAGAACCCCAUCCCAUUCUACCCCAACCUUUGUGCACAGAACACAGGCAACCUACCAUUGGUUUCUGUGAAGUCUGUUGUUGUUGUUGUUGUUGUUUGUAUAGAGGAAUUGAAUAAACUGCUUGAGAAGAGGUAGGAGUUGGUGCUCCAAAAUAAAUUUCUCUUUUGUGGAAUAAGUGAGCCCCUAGCCUACUAGCUAAUUCUCUACUGAUGGUUGAGAUCCCUGCUCAAGUAGCCAAGUGCUUUCAGUAACAGAAAGGCUUAAUGGGGAAGCAGAUAGACCACACAAUGGCAGAGGGAACCCACAGCAACUCCUAUAAAGACAGUUAUAUUGAUUCUAAAAUGCAAAUGGUCAGCUAGGAAUUCCCAGACAUUGAGCCUUAGGGGUGGGGGUUGGGGGAGGACCAGGAGAGCAGCAUAUAAGAAAAAUAACCAAUUAGAAUCAGGAGGUUUGAAAGAUGCAGCAAACUUUGGGGGAAACAGAGUUAACAUGGAAAAAAAUGACUUUAAAAUCUGUAUCUUUGGAGACAUCUGAGGUGCAUUUGUAAGAUAAAAACAGGAUGCUGCAAAGAAAGGGAAAACCCUGAAAAUAAGAUGAGCCCUUAAAUUGAAAUAAGACUGCCAAAAAUACUUAGUAGACAGGCUGUAAAAUAAAGUUGAGGCACUCUCCCUAGAUAUAGAACAAAAAGAAGUAGAAAAUAUAAAGAGAGGAAAGAAACAGACAAUCAAUAUCUUACUGUUAGGAGUUUCUGGAAGAGAACAAAGAAAAAGGGAAGAAAAAGAAUUGAACAGAAGUAACUGUCUCCAAAUUGAGAGGACCCCAUACAACCUACAUCUAGACACAAUCUUGUGAAAUUUGGAAUAUUAAGGAUAGAGUGAAGAUAUUGAAAGUGCCAAGAGAAAAAAAUAAAAUUAGGUCAUCAUAUUUAGCUCAAGUAAAAAGGGAUGAAAAAUAAAUUGGGAGCAGAUUUUUCAUCAGCAACACAAUGCUAGAAGCCUAUAGAGGAGUGUCUUCACACAUGGAAAAUCUUUGUACCCAGAAUUCCAUAGCAAGCCAAACUGUCAAGAUUCAAGUCAAAAGAAAGAAAUUUUCUGACAUGCAAGUUUUCAGAAAGUCUGCCUUCUUUGCACCUGGAAGGGAAGUUCUCUCUCACAUGCUAAAGAAGUUCUCCAGCAAAAUGAGGAUGAAAAUCGGGAAAAAGGAAGAAAUGGAACCCAGAGAAUAGUGGACUUCACCCAGGAUGGCUGACUCCAGAGUGACAGUUAUCCAACAGGAUGGCUGACUCCAGAGUGACAGUUAUCCAACAGGAAGGCUCACUCCAGAGUGACAGUUAUCCAACAGGAAGGCUCACUCCAGAGUGACAGUUAUCCAACAGGAAGACUCACUCCAGAGUGACAGUUAUCCAACAGGAAGGCUCACUCCAGAGUGACAGUUAUCCAACAGGAAGGCUCACCCCAGAGUGACAGUUAUCCAACAGGAAGGCUCACUCUAGAGUGACAGUUAUCCAACAGGAAGGCUCACUCUAGAGUGACAGUUUUGCAAGAGACCCAUUUCAGAUGAGAGUACACAGUCUCAGGCUCUCUGGGGAAAAUAUGCAUUCUGUGCCAUUGACAUUAUCCUUGAGAAGUUGGAAUGUUUGAGAAUAUGGAGGAGAUACAUUCUUUAGUAAACAAAAAAGAAAACAAAACAAUAUGUCAAAUUCAGGUCUAGUUAUGAGAUAAUAAUUAAAAAAUACUCAUGGAAUGUGAGAAGAGACUCAAUUUGACAUUGGCAGUAGGUACAUUUCAUUUCAAGUGACAGGAAUCAUGACAUUGGAUAUGUUUGGAAGAAAAUAUCCUAGCUUCUACUUAGCUCUCAGUAAACAGUAUUUACAAAGCCAAAAUAAUAUAGGUACUAUUUAUUGAUAUUCAGUGUUCUGAUCAGCCUAUAGAUUAUACCUGAAAGGCUUAAUCCUUUAUUCAGAAAUGAAAUGGAAAAUAAUUAAUCCUGAAAAGGAAAAAGAAAGCAGAAAGAGGUUGAGAAUUAGCUGGGGGAAGAGAGGUGGAAGGAAGAGUAGAAUUACUUAUCUAUUCAAAAUGGGGAUGAAAAGAUAAAGUCUACAGUUAAUGGAACAAGGACUAAAGGAUUAGUUACUGUUCAAAACCAUAAAUUAAACCAACAGAAGUAUUAAAAAUGACAUCUAUCAAAAAUUUGGGAAAGGAUAGGCAAAUGAAAGGUGGGAAUGGUAUAAGUUAAAUCCUUAUCUUUUGUAAUGGGGAAUUAUUAAAGAUUGUCUAAAGUUAAUAAUUCAAGAAAUUGUUUAAACAUAUUAUUUAAUGUUAGGAAGUUAGUUAACAGAAUAUCUAAAAAUAGAAAUUGUUAAAUGCAUUGCCUCUAGGGUAUGGGAUUAGAGUUAAAAUGGUGGGGUGGGAAACUGUGUUUUUCAUUUUAAGUCCUUCUGUACUAUUUAAUUUUUUACCUUGUGCAUGUAUUACUUCGAAAAAUUUUUAAUAAACUCAAAUAAAAAUUCUUCAAUCACUUCACAGUGACUAAGAUACAGUUCAAUCAAGACACUUAAAAUGGCUUAUAAGGCCCUCGAGUAUUUGGAUCCACCUGAUGCGUCCAAGGCUCAUCACAUGUCCCCAUUACUGUCUAGUUCUAACCACAGUAAAUACCCUCCAGCUCUUCAGAUGCACUUCCCCUUCUCUUGUUUCUACAGGAGUUCCACAAAAAACAAA